ACACCAUGGCCGAGAUACGCAUGCGCAUCCGACAGACGGCACUGCGCAUCCUUCCUCAUGGACUACGUGGUCCUGCCACCUGAUGACCUGGCGCUGAACGCCCGCGUCUUCCACUGGCCGGAGAACAUCGAGGCCGUGUUCGACCUGUCUCACUCGCGGCUCAGGCACCGGCGCGCCGCCGCCGAAGAGGCCCUCGGCACGCGCCUCGAGUCGUUCGCCGAAAAACUGGACGAGUACAACAAGGCGCUGGAGGCUUUCAAGAAGAAGGACUCGCCCGUACUGAACAUGGAGGAGAUGAAGUCGAACGUCGACACGCUGAACUGGCUGGGCGAGGCGCUGGCCGACGCCAAACAGGAGCUGUUUGACAUAAACGAGGAGGAGCGUCUGCUGGAGUGGGAGAUCUCGCCCUUCCGCUCGUUCGCGCACAUGAUCUCCUUCAAGGACCCGUACGACAAGCUGUGGAGGACCGCUUACGACUUCCACGUCAAGUAUGAACGGCUGGUACAACGGUGA
Messenger RNA from Pollicipes pollicipes, 513 nucleotides. RefSeq names its product dynein heavy chain 3, axonemal-like. Gene Ontology annotation, cellular component: dynein complex. Gene Ontology annotation, biological process: microtubule-based movement. The transcript has 4 exons. Gene Ontology annotation, molecular function: dynein intermediate chain binding; dynein light intermediate chain binding. The record is from RefSeq and is a predicted model, not a curated record. The coding region runs from base 58 to 513 and encodes 151 amino acids. NCBI's taxonomy places the organism in Eukaryota, Metazoa, Arthropoda, Thecostraca, Pollicipedomorpha, Pollicipedidae.